This is a messenger RNA of Ylistrum balloti, 4206 nucleotides long. Its product is annotated as myotubularin-related protein 2-like. Lineage: Eukaryota; Metazoa; Mollusca; Bivalvia; Pectinida; Pectinidae. The record is from RefSeq and is a predicted model, not a curated record. Gene Ontology annotation, molecular function: phosphatidylinositol-3,5-bisphosphate 3-phosphatase activity. Gene Ontology annotation, biological process: dephosphorylation. The coding region runs from base 79 to 2046 and encodes 655 amino acids. The transcript has 17 exons.
CUCAUCGAAGUUCAUCUAAUCUUAACAGUGAAAAUGCAGUGAUAUAUCAUUCAGGUAGCUUUAAUUGUUUGAUCAAAAAUGGAAGGCAAGGAAGGAAACGAACUUUUUCCAGAACCGAAGAAUCCACAAGCCGCCGCAGCCAGCAGCGAAUCCAUUUCAACAUCCGAUCGUUCUGCAUCUUUCCCACACGAAACUUCAAGCACCAGUUCCAAAGAAUCUGAAUCGCCAUCGAAGUCACUGUGUUCGUCAUCCUCUACCUCCUCGGAACAUGUGCCCGCCGAAAUUAUCCCUCUAAAGGUUCUGAGGGAUUCGACUAAACUUGGUCAAUCUGAUGAUCCACCACUUCUUCAGGGAGAAAAGGUCCAGGGAAUAGGAAAGGAUGUAACCUAUCUGUGCCCAUACAGUGGAGCUGUGAAGGGUACCCUCACUGUCACAAACUACAAACUUUAUUUUAAAAGCUCAGAGAGGGAAUCUCCAUUUAUCCUUGACGUGCCACUUGGUGUCAUCAGUAAGAUAGAGAAGAUAGGAGGCGCCACUAGUCGUGGGGAAAACUCCUACGGCAUAGAUCUCUUAUGCAAGGACAUCAGAAACUUGAGGUUUGCACAUAGACAGGAAAACCAUUCAAGAAGACAAGUGUUUGAAAAAAUCCAACAUUAUGCCUUUCCCAUUACAAAUAAACAGCCUAUAUUUGCCUUUGACUUGGCAGAAGAUUAUGGAGAAGAUGGAUGGAAAGUAUUUGAUCCUAUGACAGAAUUUAAACGACAGGGACUACCAAAUGAGAGUUGGCGAGUGACACGGAUCAAUGAAAAUUAUGAAUGUUGUGACACCUAUCCCUCUUUGUUUGUUGUACCAGCUGCUACAACAGAUGAGGAUGUCAAGCAAGUGGCCAGUUUUAGAACUAAGGGGAGACUACCUGUUUUAUCAUGGAUACACCCUCAAAGUCAGGCCACCAUCUCGCGCUCUGGACAGCCCCUGGUGGGUGUGGUCAACAAACGCAACAAAGAUGACGAGCGUUACAUACAGAUGAUCAUGGAUGCCAAUGCUCAAUCACAUAAACUCUACAUUAUGGAUGCACGACCAAGUGUUAAUGCACAGGCUAACAAGGCAAAAGGAGGAGGUUAUGAACGAGAGGAGAACUACCAGAAUGCUGAAGUGGUAUUUUUAGAUAUACACAACAUCCAUGUCAUGAAGGACAGUUUGAGGAAAUUAAGAGAUGUGGUGUUCCCGACAAUAGAUGAUGCUCACUGGCUGACUAAUAUUGAAUCAACACACUGGCUCGACCACGUAAAGCAAAUUUUGUCAGGUGCACUGAGGAUAGCAGACAAACUAGAGUGUAACAAGACUUCAGUGCUAGUGCAUUGUAGUGAUGGAUGGGACCGGACUGCUCAGUUGACAUGUCUGUCUAUGAUCAUGUUGGACCCAUUCUACAGAACUGUCAUUGGCUUCGAAGUCCUAAUAGAAAAAGAAUGGCUGAGCUUUGGACAUAAAUUUGCACAGAGAGUUGGUCAUGGUGAAGAUAAACAUUCAGAUGCCGACCGAUCACCCGUGUUCCUCCAGUUCAUCGAUUGUGUGUGGCAAAUUAUGCGUCAGUUUCCGAAUGCCUUUGAGUUUAAUGAGCAUUUUUUAAUAACAAUCAUGGAUCACCUGUACAGUUGUCUGUUUGGGACAUUCCUGUGUAACUGUGAACAACAGAGACAUAAAGAGAACCUGAAGCAGAAGACGGUGUCAUUGUGGUCGUUUGUGAACUGUCAGAAGGAGGAGUUCAUUAACCCACUAUAUGCAGCCUAUGUUCACCAGCACGUUCUCUUCCCAGUGGCCAGCAUGAGGAGGAUUGAAUUGUGGACUGGUUAUUACUGCCGCUGGAACCCACGCAUGAGGCCACAGGAACCCAUACACCUCAGGAACAGGGAGUUGAUCAUACUGAAAGCUCAACUUCAAAAGACAGUGGAGGAACUUCAGCAGGAACUGGAAGCCAGAAACUCCGGAGGUGGAUUAUCUCCAGAACGUCACAGUCCUCCAAGGAUAUCAGCUCCUAUCAAUGUAUAGUGAUGGAAAAGAUUAAUGGACUUUAUAGUGAUACUAACAUUAUAAUAACUAUUAACAUGGUUAAUAGAAUAUGUCCCAGAGAAUGCUGUUUGUAACAGUAGAUGAAGGGGCUUGUCAUGGCCAGCUUAAAUGAAAUGGCAUUUUUCUGUUGAUCUGUUGCCAGUGUAGAGAAAACUAGGAGGGAAUCCACUGACAGGGGAGAUAAUCUCCUUUACAGGGGAGGUAAUUCAUACCAAAACUUACAGGGGCCAUAAUCUAUAUUGAUUCACCAGUCUGAAUUUCCAUUUGACAAGGUUAAAAAGAGAUAUUUCAGGGAAUAUGGACGUCAUAGUCAGGACUGUCUCGUCAAAUUUUCAUUUAUUUAUGAAACAGCGAAAUAUACAUAUUUAUCAUCUACAUCUAGAUUUUUUCAUGAUAAAUUUGUGCACAAAUUAGACUAGCAGAGAUGUUCUAAAGAGUGAUAUCAUUCAAAGCCAGUUUUUGGCAAUAGCCUGCUAUUCAUGAUAUUUAUCAGCAUCAUUUAACCAGGCAUUUCUCAAAAUAUUCAACCAUUCUUAGAAAUAACUAUAAAAAAGAAAAGGUUUGUCAUUAGAAUAGAGUUAGUUUAUUAAAAACAAAAGACUUGAUUCAGAUUUUGUUUAAAAUGUUUGUGUAUUUGUCAGUGGUUAAAAGAACAAAUUUGAGUAUAGGUAAACAAUAGCUUUGACAAUCUUUCCAGGUAGGAGCGAGUCGAGGAGGGGGUCAAACUUAAUACUUUAAUUAUUAGUAUUCAAAUGAUUGCCUUAACAUAUUUGUAGCUUGUAUUGAAAUAUGGCAUUGUCCGAGACAUAAAUAUGUGCAAUAUAUAAAUUGAUUUAAAUGUUUUAUUAGUGGCUCUGGAAAGGUGUUAGAAUGUGGAGUGUCUUUGGAAUAUAUGAGAAAAAGGGGUGUGAUUGAGUAUAAAUGUUUUUUGUAAGGUUAAAUGUCAAGUCUUGUAUGUAAAAUGCGACAGCGGCACUCAUGAAUGGAUGGUGUGACUAAGGGUAAGCCAUGUCUGUAUGGUGUGAUAUGGAGGGUGUGUCUCAAAAGGUGUGGUGGAAGGGCCCCACAUAUGUAGAUGGUAUGACCAACUGGGCAUUGUAUGGCAUGACACAGAGGAUGUGUCUUGAAGGUGGGGCUGGAGGGUGCUCACAUGUGUAGAUGGUAUGACCAGUUGGAUGAUGGAUUGUAAAACACGGAGAAGAUGUCUGGAAGGUGAAGCAGGAAGGUGACACAUGUGGAGGUAUGGACCAACACAGAGGAUGUGAAAGAUAUGAAAGUGGUGUGACUAGUGUAUCGUAUGAAAUGGAGGUGAAUUCACGGAUGUUAAAUACAGAUGUGUAUAGAUAGGGAAGAAGAUGUAGAUCUCUAUGGUGUUUGUAAGGUAUGGCCAUAAAGGGGUGCAGCUGACGACCUGUCACAGAGUUGGAUGAAUGAGAGAAGCGUUUCUAUGAUUUUUAGUAAAAAUUAUAAUUAUGAUACAGUAAGUGAGGUAAGGGGAUAAGGCUUAUUUGAUGAGGUAACUGUAAUGUCUCUCUGCUGCAAGUUAAAUGAGAGUUUCUUGAUCUGUUCUCAUGUGUUUCUUAAAUGAGUAUGCCUUGUAACUACUUUUCGUUGAUAGAAACAUUCAACAGUGCAAGAAAUUUGUAUUAAUUUGUCUUUUAAGAAUGAAAUAAUUAUUGAUCAAUUAGUUGGAUAAUGUCUCUAUAAAAAAAUCAGUUGUUACUGAAAGCAAUGAACUAAGAGUUGAUUGGAGGUGAGCGAAUUCUGAUUUGAUUCAAUUUACCUUCUAAUAACUAUUAAUUAGCUAGCGAGUCAUUAAUAUUAUUUUGAAUAGUACCAAUUUUAUUUGUCAAUAAAAGUUAAUAUAUUUGUAUUAAUUGUCAGUAUAAUUUCCCAUCAUGUAACAUCCCUUGUUUUGCCUUUAUCAAUUGUUUGUAUAGACUUCAGCGUAAUCCCAUUUGGAUACCAAGCAUAUGGUACAGUUGUUCUGACUAGAGAUCGUACAAGUAGUGUGUGUAAUAUUUUUUAAAAGUAUACUCUUUUUUAACUAAUUAGUUAGUUUAUUAUAGUCUUAAUUUUGAAAUGCAUUUAAUGAUUGAUGACAACAUGAAUUAUUAUGCAAUAAAUAAAAGAAAGUUU